CCUAUAUCCGCGUCAGAGUCAGCUGACAGAGAGGCUCUUUGAAACGGUCGACAUCUUGAAUUGGAAUAAGAAAGUGAAAUAAUACAAAACCUUGAUCUUAACCAUACUGUUUAAAAAGUAUUGCUUUCAGGACAAGUAGCAAAGUCUUGUGAUCUAAACGGGCCUGUGCAUCUUCAGUCAUCCUCAUGGCCUGUUAUGACUGAGAGGCUGCCAUCAUGAUUGGAGGAUUGUUCAUCUACAACCACAAGGGGGAAGUGCUGAUCUCCCGCGUCUACCGCGAUGACAUAGGGCGCAACGCGGUGGAUGCGUUCCGCGUGAACGUGAUCCAUGCACGGCAGCAGGUGCGCUCGCCGGUCACCAACAUCGCCCGCACCAGUUUCUUCCACGUCAAGCGCUCCAACAUCUGGCUGGCGGCGGUCACCAAGCAGAAUGUCAACGCCGCCAUGGUGUUCGAGUUCCUCUACAAGAUGUGCGACGUCAUGACAGCCUACUUCGGCAAGAUCAGCGAGGAGAACAUCAAGAACAACUUUGUGCUGAUCUACGAGCUGCUGGACGAGAUCCUGGACUUUGGCUACCCCCAGAACUCGGAGACUGGCGCACUGAAGACCUUCAUCACUCAAACGGGCAUCAAGAGCCAGUCCAAGGAGGAGCAGUCUCAGAUCACCAGUCAGGUGACUGGGCAGAUCGGCUGGCGUCGCGAGGGCAUCAAGUACCGUCGCAACGAGCUCUUCCUGGAUGUGCUGGAGAGCGUCAACCUGCUGAUGUCCCCACAAGGCCAGGUGCUGAGCGCCCACGUCUCAGGCCGCGUGGUGAUGAAAAGCUACCUGAGCGGCAUGCCGGAGUGCAAAUUUGGCAUGAACGACAAGAUCGUCAUCGACAAACAGGGCAAGGGGGGCGCCUCCGAGGAGGCGGCGGGCAAAAGUGAUUUGGGGGGCAGUGGCGGUGGUGGCGGUAAGCAAUCCAUAGCCAUUGACGACUGUACAUUCCACCAGUGUGUGCGUCUCAGCAAGUUUGACGCUGAGCGCAGCAUCAGCUUCAUUCCUCCGGACGGAGAGUGUGAGCUCAUGAGGUACCGCACCACCAAGGACAUCAUCCUACCCUUCCGUGUCAUCCCCCUUGUCAGGGAGGUGGGCCGCACCAAGCUUGAAGUCAAGGUGGUCAUUAAGUCCAACUUCAAGCCCUCGCUUCUGGCUCAGAAAAUUGAGGUGCGCAUCCCCACUCCUCUCAACACCAGCGGGGUCCAGGUGAUCUGCAUGAAGGGCAAGGCCAAGUACAAGGCCAGCGAGAACGCCAUCGUCUGGAAGAUCAAGCGUAUGGCAGGGAUGAAGGAGUCUCAGAUCAGCGCCGAGAUCGAGCUGCUGCCCACCAACGACAAGAAGAAGUGGGCGCGCCCUCCCAUCUCCAUGAACUUUGAGGUGCCAUUUGCUCCGUCCGGGCUCAAGGUGCGCUACCUGAAGGUGUUCGAGCCCAAGCUGAACUACAGUGACCACGACGUCAUCAAAUGGGUGCGCUACAUCGGCCGCAGCGGCAUCUACGAGACACGCUGCUAACCGCCCCCUCGCGAUCGGGCAGAAAGAGCGGUGCAACAGGGAGGAGGGAGCGAAAGACAACAACAUGGGAUCAAGACGACAACAUGGGAUCGCUACCUUCCCAUCGAUUCUGUUUUUUCCCAUGCGCUGGCUGACAAAUGAAAACAAAUGUUAAAAAAACAGGACCAUGCUUUCAAAAGUGUUGAAAAUUAUGAAAUGAUUAAACACAUAAAUGUAUAGAUAAUGCAAACGUCCUGUGGAGUACAAAAAAUACCAUCUGCAUCUAAAGGGUCUUUGACCUCUUUUAAUCUCAACAAAAAAUCCAUUCCACCCCUAUGAAAUGUAGUUUCUUCAUAUAGUACUACUGAGCAGAGCAACAUGUGGCUUUAAUUUGACCAGAGCCCUAAGUUACAUUACCAUAGUUUUCUACAAUUCCUGUUCUACCCAUCUAUUCCUCAUGGCACUGAAUUAGUGGAUGACUACCCCUUGCCAAUAACCACAGAUCUGACCAUGUGUCAGAGGGGUAACUGCUGCCCUCCCUCUCUUGAUGCUGGUGUAGUAGUGUGUGUCGCUCUUCUGUUCUCCUGUCCUACCUCUCUCUCCCCAGCCCUGCCCCUGCCCCUGUAUCUGUAUAACCAACCGGUGGAGUCCCUCUUUAGCCUAGUGUGUAGUGUGCAGCAGUAUGCAGUGUAGAUGCAUCCAUUAAGUGUCAUGCCAUUUCCAAUACAUUUUAUACGUUGUGUUUUUGUAACACCCCGCCUUCCCUUUAGUAUAUUAGUGAUGAAUCGUCUUGUGUUUUUGUAUUUAGUGCUUUGUCGUGCUUCUCUAAAGCUCUCUGGCCCCCAUUCCAUCGCGCUUGCUGCCUUUUCCUACACUCAAGUCCUCUACUAUUUCCAAUAGCUGUGAGUUAGUGUCAUUGUCAUUUAUGAUACCUCUAUUUACGCAGAUAUAAUAAUGAAGAUGUUUUAUCUGUGGUUCCUGUCAUUUUCUGUCUGUGCUGCAGAGAUUCAUUCUGUGUGACCAAAAUUGUCAGUUUUAGGAACAAACAAAAUUCAUUGACAAACUGAACGGCAUACAUCUGUCUGAAUAUAAAUAUAUAUAAACACAUUUCUAUAUUGUAUGAAUCGAGCAGAGCCAGCUGUUACGGUCUCAAGAGUCUGCUGUUAGUGACGGUGUCUGUUUAAGAGACUCAGUUGAGCGGAUCUCUGCGUGUGUCUGUGUUGCUAUUCUUCCCCAGGACCAUGUUCUGCUCAACAUCUAUUAGGAGUCUGGAAUUCUGACCCUCCCAUACGCUUUACAUUAGCAUGGGUGUAUUUCUUGUCCAGUUAAAGGGAUAGUUCACUCAAAUUAUACUGGCAUUGGUUUCCUUAUCCUGUAAGCCAGUCCAUGGACAAGGUAUGACAACAACAUGCUUUGGUUUACUUUCCCUGGCACUGUUAUCACGUGCUAAUGUUUUAGCACAAAUCUCAUUCAAGUCAUGGGACCAAUAUUGGCAUUUGUCAUGCAUCAUGUUCAUACAUUUGGACAUGAUAAAUAAGAAUUUGUUCUUAACUGACUUGCCUAGUUAAAUAAAGGUUAAAUGAAGAAAAUAUGCAUAAAAAUGGCUAAUAUCGGUUCCAAGACUUCAAUGGGACUUGUGGCCCAAAUGCUAAAAUGUUAGCAUGUAGCAACGGUGCCAGGGAAACUAAACCAAAGCAUGACUUGUUCUCAUACCGUGUCCAAAGACCGCUUACAGGGUAAGAAAAGCAAAUCGUAAUUUGGGUGAACUAUCCUUUUAAGCUUCAAUAAACUGCUAUACUCCAUGUGCACUGACUUUCCACCACCCGUACAAAAAUAUUGUUUACAACUUCAUUUUGAAAUCCGUUUAAUGAAAGGGUUUGGAUUUAUGGCACAAUGGUGUGUGUUACCAGAGAUCGGGAGAUGGGCUGUGUCCCAAAUGGCUCCCUGUAUAGUACAUUACUUUUAGUCUCGAUCCCAAAUGGCUCCCUGUAUAGUACAUUACUUUUAGUCUCGAUCCCAAAUGGCUCCCUGUAUAUGUAUAGUACAUUACUUUUAGUCUCGAUCCCAAAUGGCGCCCUGAGUGCUCAACUCCUCUCAGCCUACUAGACUUAGACUGCUUGCAUUUCAAAUUACAAUUUUAAAACAUUCCACAUUUUCACUGAGUGUGGCUUGAGAUAGCAUUGCUCUUCCCAUAUUCCUUCUGCUUCCAUCAUGGCGUUUUGUGUGUAUUCAACAAAGGCUAUCAGAUUGUCUGAGCAGUUGCAACAAACACUGAGUGACACUACAAAGUUUCCAUUCUCUUUUUCUCUGUCACUACAUUCUACUAAUUAACACUAAAAUUUGUUCUGCUAACUUCUGAAAAACCCUAUCUCUCUGGCUGUCUGUAAUGGCACACUAUUCCCAAAACCCCAUGGGCCCUGGCCAAAAGUAGUGCACUAUAUAGGCAAUAGGGUGCCAUUUCAGACCUAGUCUCUUUCUCUGGUCAAUGCCCACUAUGUCAUGCCACACCCUGAGAGAUGGGGAGGGAGAGUCCUGGGGGCUUGCCCCCUCCGCUUCAAUGUUUCAAUGGGCUCCAUUUGGUAACUUUGUGACUGUCAAGGUAAUCCCAAUAAAAAGAAAGGUGUAACCAA
Molecule: messenger RNA, 4159 nt
Organism: Oncorhynchus nerka (sockeye salmon)
Lineage: Eukaryota; Metazoa; Chordata; Actinopteri; Salmoniformes; Salmonidae
Product: AP-2 complex subunit mu
Exons: 13
Coding region: 216-1550 (444 amino acids)
Biological process (GO): intracellular protein transport; clathrin-dependent endocytosis
Cellular component (GO): AP-2 adaptor complex; cytoplasmic vesicle
Molecular function (GO): clathrin-cargo adaptor activity
Source: RefSeq, a predicted model, not a curated record